UUUUCCCCGACAAACAUGGCUGCCUCGCGAAUUGUAGUUGAGAUUUUUCCCGCCAAGAACCGAGCUGGCCAUUCUUGAAAUUUUAGUCAAGUUCUUGCCGUUGAUCUCCAGAGGUAACGGCUUCAUCAGUUCAUCACUCUGUCUGAAAUCAUCAAAAGCCGAUCGGUAUUUACCCAAAGUUUCAAGCUUUUUUAUCUCCCAUUCCUUUUCGACACAGCGAAUGGGAAGGAACAGCAUGGCAAGCUUGAAGAAAACCUCAUCUUCAGUCGCUUCUCUGGUCCGAUUCACCUUCUUCAGCUCGCUCUCUGCUCUCGAAAUUCAAUCAUCGAAUGGCUCAAUUCCCUCCUCGACAUCUCCUCACAAGUCAAGCCCGAAAACCCGUAAAGCACAAAAUGGUUCCAUCAGUGGCUCAACGUACUCAUAUUACAUUAAUCUCUUAAAGUCUUGCAUCGCCCAAAAUGCGUUGGGUCCUGGCAAACAACUUCAUGCCCACUUGUACUUGCUCGGACUGGGGUUUGAUCCCAGCAUAGCGACCAGAUUGGUCCAUCUUUACUGUGAUUGCAACGCCUUGCGUCAUGCCCACCUCCUGUUUGAUAGAAUCCCCAAGAGAAACAAUUUUCUUUGGAAUAUCUUGAUUAGGGGCUACGCAUGGAAUGGGCCUUACGAGGCUGCAACAAUGCUUUACUACCAAAUGCUUGAACAUGCGCUCGUGCCUGAUAACUAUACGUUUCCCUUUGUGCUCAAAGCAUGCUCAGCACUUUCUGCAAUUGAACUGGGGAGAGAGAUUCAUGAGCAUGUUAAGAAUACUGUGUGGGAAAAGGAUGCUUUUGUGGGUGCAGCACUGAUUGACAUGUAUGCGAAGUGUGGUUGUGUGGAGGAUGCUCGUGCAGUUUUUGACGUGAUUCUCGAAAGAGAUGUGAUAUUGUGGAAUUCAAUGCUUGCCGCCUACUCCCACAAUGGUUGCUCAUAUGAGUCACUUGCUUUGUGCCGUGAAAUGGCGUUGGCAGGAAUAAGGGCAAGUGAAGGCACACUUGUCACUACAAUAUCAGCUUCAGCUGACAUUGCUGUUCUUCCCCAAGGAAGGGAGCUGCACGGUUUGAGUUGGAGAUGUGGUUUUGACUCUAAUGACAGGGUGAAAACUGCUUUUGUACAUAUGUAUGCUAAGUGCGGUUCAGUCAAGGUAGCCAGGACUUUGUUUGGGCUUCUUAAGGGUAGAGACGUUGUCUCGUGGAAUGCCAUGAUUAGUGGGUACGCCAUGCACGGUUAUGCCGCAGAAGCAUUGAAUUUAUUUGAAGAAAUGCGAGAACAAUCUUUCCCUGAUUACAUUACUUUUGUUGGUGUACUGACUGCUUGCAGCCAUGGUGGCUUGCUCAAUGAAGGUUGGAAGUUCUUUGAGUUGAUGGAGAGGAAUUAUAAUAUAGAACCAACAGUCCAGCAUUACACUUGCAUGGUUGAUCUCCUUGGUCACUGCGGUCGAUUGGAUGAAGCACGGAACCUCAUAAGGCAAAUGAAAGUAAUUCCUGAUUCUGGUGUGUGGGGUGCUCUACUGAAUUCAUGUAAAAUUCAUGGCGAAAUGGAGUUAGCUGAACUAGCUCUAGAGAAGCUGAUCGAACUGGAACCUGAUGAUGCUGGCAACUAUGUGAUUUUAUCUAAUAUAUAUGCUCAGGCAGGGAAAUGGGGAAAAGUAGUGAAUCUCAGAAACUCAAUGACAAACAGGGGAAUCAAGAAAAGUGUUGCAUAUAGCUGGAUUGAAGUGAAAAACCAAGUCCACUCGUUUCUUACAGGAGACACUUCCCAUCCCAUGUAUGAUGAAAUUUAUGCUGAACUGAAGAGGGUAGAAGGAUUGAUUAAAGAAGCUGGCUAUGUCCCAGAUACUGUACCUGUUUUCCAUGAUGUAGAGGAUGAUGAGAAAACUCAUAUGAUAUGCAGUCACAGCGAGAGGCUAGCAAUUGCAUUUGGACUCAUUACUACUCCACCUGGGUAUAGGCUUCUAAUAACCAAGAAUCUCCGAGUGUGCGAGGACUGCCAUGUCGCCAUUAAAUUUAUCUCGAAAGUCACAGACAGGGAGAUCACCAUUAGAGAUGUGAAUCGCUACCAUCAUUUCAAGAAUGGAAGUUGUUCUUGUGGUGACUGCUGGUAACCACGGCCAGAGGUCCGUACAAUUUCACAGCAUGACAUUUAUUGCCUAGAAGAGCAUCACUCGAAUCGGGAGAGCAUUGGAUCAUUGUGAAGACUGUGCUGGACCAAAUUUGCAGGAUAAUGGAAUUAUCUUGCCGAUAGAGUUCAAAAUAUUGACCGGAAAAUGAGAUGUUUAUCGAGAGCAAUUCCAGAAUAUUCAUUUGAAGUGCUGGAGCCGAAGAUAAGCAUCGUUUCAGUGGGUGCAUGAUUACAUCCCACAAAUCCAAUAUCUCUAAUUUGGGGAACAAACGUAGGUUUCCUAGUAAAUUUGGGGUAUGGCAUUCAGCAAGAAUUCGUGUGUGGCCCGGCGAUGGUAAUUCUUUGGUCAUGUGGAGGAAGUAUCUUCAGGAAAGUGAUCUAUAUAUUUAUUCAAGGAAAUUGCUGAGUGCUAGUCAACUGCAAAUCAAAGCGUCACAAGUUGUCUCCCUUUAAGUCCAAGAAGAGUCAAACAUAUCCCAGAUGUGUUAGCUCUUUCGUAUGGAUUGGCCGGGCGAGAGCAUCUAUGGGGCAACGGUUCUUGAAUCUCGUGAGGCCUGAGAACUGAUUGUGUUGUAUAGGUGUAUGCGGAAUGGCAUUGGAGACAUGAAAAUUUUCCCAGCUUCAUUUUUCUCAACCCGACACCU
Rhodamnia argentea is the source of this 2801-nucleotide messenger RNA. Its product is annotated as pentatricopeptide repeat-containing protein At4g21065-like. The transcript has a single exon. The record is from RefSeq and is a predicted model, not a curated record. Lineage: Eukaryota; Viridiplantae; Streptophyta; Magnoliopsida; Myrtales; Myrtaceae. Bases 221 to 2140 code for a protein of 639 amino acids. Gene Ontology annotation, molecular function: zinc ion binding; RNA binding; protein binding. Gene Ontology annotation, biological process: RNA modification.